AUGACGUUUCCUGCACUGGACGUUUAUCCAGCCAACCAUCUGGCACGUGCCAACCGCCCACCCGACUUUCACCUGAAAAUUCACCUGCAGGUGGUUCUCUGUUUCAACGCGGUGCUCAGGAGAUACGGCCUGCCACCCUGCUUCCACUUCCUCAUCGCAGGGGGGCUACCGGCCCUACUCAAGGCACAGGAGGGAGCAGAGGACAACCAAGAAGCAGCAGUGGCGGCUCUGAGACGAGUGGAGGCGAGAGGCAACCCGUGGGGGAAGCCGUGUGGGCGAGUGCUCUAUAUUGGCAUCAGUUGUGGCCUCAGCGCUCCCUAUGUGGCAGCACAAGUCAAGUACGCCCUCUCUCAGUCACAUUACGCUGUUGCUGUCAUGGGCUUUAACCCGCCCUCUCUCGCGCCAAACACGAAGGGCGCUCCAGGAGUGACCUUCCCGUCCGUGCUUUCAGAAAUGAGGGCUCGCAUUGAUGCUGCUGAAGCAGAGGGGGAGGUCCCAAGGCACUUCAUCCUCUCUCCUGCUGUCGGCCCGGAGACCAUAACAGGGUCCACGAGGCUCAAGGGCGGCAGUGCCACUAAGGUCCUUCUGGAGACCAUCUUCAGCCGGGCCAUCGCCAGAGUGCUGCGCCUGCCCGCCCUUGGCAGCUAUGCAGGAGUGCCCCUCUUGCUCAUCAACCCUCUCGCAGAUUCCCCCCUCCCCUUCCCCCUGUUCCCCCCAUAUCAGAUGCAGGAGUACCACUCCUACUCAUCAACCCUCUACUGGAGCUCACUCCCCAAGAUACCAAGUGGCAGAAAUGAUAUGCCUUCGCUCGCCUCUUCCAUCGCUCCAUCAGCACUUGCCCUCACCCGUCUCUUCCAUCGAUCCAUCAGCACUGGCGGCCGGGUCAUGUACAUUGGGGAUGACUCCCUCGGUCUCGUUGGCUUGAUAGACGCAUCAGAGCAAAUACCCACCUUUGGGGCACGGCCAGGCUCGUUCCAAGGCUUCCUCACUUCCACGUGGCAUCGCCUGAUUCGUCCGUUGAACCAGCACACAGUGGACCCAUUGGGUUCAUCUGCUCCUAAGAGCAGCAGCAUCAGCACCAGCACCAGCAGCAGUGGUGGUGUUGGCAGUAGUAAUGGCAACAGCGCUAGCCGAGGCGGUGGCAGAAACAGCAGGAGUAGCAGCAGUGGCAGCAGGAGAAGCAAGGCAGGUGCUAGGGAAGGUCAAAACGAGAAAAGCAGCAGCAGACGGACACGAACAGCAGAUGCAGUAGCAGGGAAGAGGAGCAGCAGGGGCAGUGAAGCAAGCACUAGCAGGAGCAGAAGCACAAGGUCUUGGUUCUUUUCCUUUAGAGCUACUACUUCUGCUGCUGAAGCUGCUGCUACUGCGUCCCACUCACCCUCUCGCCAAUCCACGCCAGAGCCACUCAAGUCCAUCAGCACAGACUACUUUCUAACCAAGGUCCUCCCAACAACAAGUGCCAACGACACAGUUCUCCUGUUAGAGUCACACGUGCUACAGCCACAGCUGUUCCCUCUCCCGCUCCUCACCGCCCUCCACACACGAGCCAAGCAGGGGCUGCUGUCCCUCGCUUUGCUAAGUGUCGGUGUGGCACCGCACGAUCGGCUCUUAAUGGUGUAUGAUGAUGAGGAUGGCGUGGAGGAGGGGAAGGAGAGGGAGGACGAGAGUGAAGGGGAGGAGAGUGAGGAGGAAGAGAGUGGGGAAGAGGAGGGGGGGGAGGGAAGAGAGGAGGAUGAGGAGGGAGAGGAAGGGGGGGAUGAGCAAGAGGAGGGCAGAACACGAGGGCAGGGGGCGGAAGGGGAGGAGGAGGGAGAGGUGGAUGAAGAGGAGGAAGGAGGAAGCAGUGAUUCAGGGGUGCUGGUGGGGAGGGAGUUAGGAGAGGAGGAGAGAUUGGGUGUAGCUAAGGAGGAGAGAGAGGGUGAAUCUGGGGACAGGAAUGAGGAGGGGGACGAGGAGGGGAGUGAGGAGGGGAGUGAGUGGGAGUCAGUGGAUGGGGACGAAACAGAGCAUUUGCUUCACAGUAGUAUCGUCACAGGAAAAGCAUCUGAGUCAACUCAGAAGCCUCCUGGUGUUGCAGCAGCAGCAGCAGCAGCAGCAGAAGCCGAGGCGGAAGCUGUAGCAACAGCAGAGGAUGUAGCAGAAAGGGAGCCAGGUGUUGAUGCAGCGGCUGAAGCAGUAGCAGUGAAAUUAGCACUUAACGUUGCUAGUAGCGGGGCGCAUGUGCUUUUAGGCAAAGUGUACAGUAACCGCAUGGUGGACCUUAGAGUGAGUAACGAGAAGCUCUUUAAGAGAGCGGUGAGAGUGGUGGGGGAGCUGGCAGGUGUUGGGGAGGAUGAGGUGGAGAGGUGUGUGAGGAGGGCGAUAGUGAUUGCUGAAAGGGAAGAGGGGAUGGAGGGGAGGGAGGGAGAGGUGAAGGGAGAAAUAGGGGAUGAUGAUGGGGGUAGCUUGGGAAGGACGGUUGAGGAGAUGGUGAGGGUUGGGGCGAAGCUGGAAAGAAUAGUGCCGACUGCGAUUCUGCUGGCAGCUGGGUGCUUUGAUGAUGAAGAGAGCGCUAGAGAUGCAGCACUCAGCAACAGGCAUCCUUUGCUUGGAUCGGUUAACUUAACAGGUUUUGGGACACUUCAAUGA
Molecule: messenger RNA, 2628 nt
Organism: Closterium sp. Naga37s-1
Lineage: Eukaryota; Viridiplantae; Streptophyta; Zygnematophyceae; Desmidiales; Closteriaceae
Source: the annotation of a GenBank genome assembly